Messenger RNA from Daktulosphaira vitifoliae (grape phylloxera), 1748 nucleotides. It is a transcript of the gene Rsph3, whose product is annotated as radial spoke head protein 3 homolog B. Bases 1 to 1338 code for a protein of 445 amino acids. The transcript is spliced from 9 exons. The record is from RefSeq and is a predicted model, not a curated record. Gene Ontology annotation, cellular component: cilium. NCBI's taxonomy places the organism in Eukaryota, Metazoa, Arthropoda, Insecta, Hemiptera, Phylloxeridae.
AUGCACACCGUCCGCGGUGGAAGCGCAUUCGUAAUCAUCAACGACGGCGAUACUGAAGGAAGUUGCAGUGGUGACAGCGGCAACGGUCUUCGGUACGGCUGUCCAAAUCGCAGUCGUGGCCGCGACCAAUUUGUUCAAAAAUUGGACGCUAAGCUUAAGAAAUUGCAACAACAAAGACAAACGAUAACGACCACUAAUCAGUCCGGGCGGCCGUUAUUUAUCACAACUGUUAAAACUGGUGUGUUUCUCGAUCCACCGCCCGAUUUGGCGAUACUACUUGGCUUAGAUAAUGGAUUGCCAAAUUACAGGUCCAAACGUUCUUAUUAUUCCUAUUCAAGCAAACCGCAAAUACUGUAUGACAAACAUCAUCGUCAUUGUACUUUAAAUGAACAACCCUCAAACAUGUGCAAACAGGGUUAUACUAAUAUCAUGCACGAUAAAAGAGUGGUUAGAGGAAGUAACUUUGCAAAGAAACCGAGCCGUCCAAAAUGGAAUCCAUAUUGUGGAUAUGCCAAACAGCUAUCGUCUGAGUUAAACAAUGAUUACUCCGAUGUACGAGAGGCAGAAGCGCGGCGGCGAGCAAUUGUCAGAAAAAAAGCAAUGGACUAUCAGUCGAAAGCAUUACGCUUACAUUUGGGCGGUCCUAAAAUGUUAAAUGGUAGACAACAUGAUGUUAAUAUUCAAACUGAUAAACACUUAGAAGAACUUUAUGAAUAUCCACCAUCUCAAACUUUUGGUUCUCAAACUGAAGACGACGUUGAUUAUGAAUUAUCCAACCAUCCAGGAUCAAGUGGAACAAUAGGAACGGAUGCAUCAAUCCAAGUUGAUGAAAAAGACUUAUUUGACUUUGACACUGCUGUAUCACCCGUUAUAGAAUCUCUUAUCACAAAUACUUUCAAGCAAGCUUUGCAAGAAAUAUUAUAUGAAGAUGAAUUGGAUACUCUUCUUCGACAACAAAGAAUAUUUCAUUCAAAACACACCAAUAAAGAAGAUAAUAGAGAAAUGAAAAGACUAGAAAAUUAUGGAAAAACGCUGAGUUAUACAGUAGAAAAAACUAAAAAUACAAUAAAAGAUAGAAUAGAAAACAAUAGAAUAUCAGAUCAAAAUAAUCCUACAAAAGAAAGAAUAGAUGAAGUAAUUAAUGAAAUCAUUAGGAUAACUGAAUCUGCCACUAAAUUAUUAAAAAACUCUGAAUUUUUACCAUGGUUAGAAGAAGAAAUUCAAAAAAACCAUUCUCAAAAAAUUGAUUACACAAAUAUUUUAAAAAAUAUGAUUGAUAAAAUAAUGGAAAAUCAUUUAAUGGAUGAUGCUGUUCUGAAGCAUAAAAUUGCCUUGUAGAUUUUCCUUUGCUUUUAUCCUCUAAAUAUUGGUUGAAACAUGCCAAAUUAAACUUAAGAAACUAAAAAAUUGUAUACUCGGCCUUAUAUAACACUUUAUAUUGAAACUAAAUUUUCUGAAGAAUAUACAUUUUCAUAUUUAAUCCAUUUAAAUAUUUCAAUUUUUUUUUAUUAAUUUUUAAAUUAUAGUAAUGCUAAUGAUACCACUGCAGUAUUGAAAAUAAUUAAAAGUGCAAAUGAAACAAGACAAUCAAUCAAAGCAAAAAAAGACUUAAUCGAAUAAGAAAACAAUGACGCACAAGUAUAAACGAAAAUAAGGACACUAGUUGACAAUCACGAUUAAAAAAUUUAAAUAUAUAAAAUCAAAAAUAGUUUUUAUUAAUAAUUUUUUUUUUUUUUUUUGUAAUAAAU